Messenger RNA from Rotaria sp. Silwood2, 855 nucleotides. NCBI's taxonomy places the organism in Eukaryota, Metazoa, Rotifera, Eurotatoria, Philodinida, Philodinidae. The record is from the annotation of a GenBank genome assembly.
AUGGAUUCUGAGAGUUUCGUAAGUGAAGAUACGCUUUUAGGAGUUCAGAACUCACGAGGAGGCCCAGCCACUGCUGCUUAUACUUGUUCAUAUUCAUUUGAUGAUUGGUCAUCAUGGUCUAAUUGGAGUGAAUGUUAUCCAUCUUGUGAUGUUAUUGGUUCGACACAAACUCGUCGUCGUACCUGUUUAGGUAGUCAAUGUUUUGGUAAAGAUAUCGAAAAACGUGAAUGUUUAUCUUGUUCUACACAAUUAAAAAGCAAUUGGUCUUGUUGGACAGAUUGGUCUGAAUGUUCAUCAUGUACAUCACCUCAAUCCUAUUCAACUAAAUUUCGUACUCGUAUAUGUCUUACAAAUUCAUGUGAAGGUUUAUCAUAUGAAGAAACUUCAUGUUUAUGUCCAUCAUUAUUACAAUUUUUUAAUGAAUAUCGUUUUACGUUUCUUCAUGUUAUUUUAAUUAGUUUAAUAUCAUUUUUAUUUGGUUGUUUAUUAAUACUUUGUAUAUAUGCAUUAUGUUGUCAUCGUUUUCGACAUAAAGAAAAUUUUCGUUCAAGAGAUGAACAAGAUUAUUUUCAAGGUUCAACAUCAAAUUCUUCAUCUAGUCCACAUACAGCAAUUGAUUCAGAUACAUUUACAACAUUAUCAAAUACAAAUAAUAAUCAAAAUAAAUUUCGAAAUUUUGAUUCAUCAUCAUUAUCAAAAACAACUGCUAACAGUUAUUUUAAAGAUAUUCCAUCAAAAAAAUUUAAUAUGUAUAUUAAUCCAAGAGAUAUACCUCCAUUACCACCAUUAGCAACGUUAAAAAGAACAUCAUUAAUGUCAUCAAUGAAAACAAAUCUUGAUGCUGAUGAUAUUUAG